Strongyloides ratti is the source of this 345-nucleotide messenger RNA. RefSeq names its product SRA stem-loop-interacting RNA-binding protein, mitochondrial. The record is from RefSeq and is a predicted model, not a curated record. Gene Ontology annotation, biological process: regulation of gene expression. Lineage: Eukaryota; Metazoa; Nematoda; Chromadorea; Rhabditida; Strongyloididae. The transcript has 2 exons. Gene Ontology annotation, cellular component: nucleoplasm. The coding region runs from base 1 to 345 and encodes 114 amino acids. Gene Ontology annotation, molecular function: RNA binding.
AUGAAUACUGGAAAACUAUUAUUAAAAAAUUUUUUAAAAUUAAAUAUAAGAAAUUUUAGUAAUGAAAAUAAAACCGUUUAUUUAACACAUGUCAAGUGGAUUACAGGAAAAGGACAAAUAGAAAAAUAUUUUAGUAGAUUUGGAAAGAUUAAAGAUGUAUCAUUGUUUUUCGAUCCAGAAACAGGUCUUCAUCGAGGUUAUGCUUCGAUAGAAUUUCAAACACCUGAAAGUGCAUUAAAAACCAUUGAAAAAGGACCUCAUGUUAUUGAUGGAGAUUUGGUAAAUGUUGAACUUAAUGUACCUAAUUUUAAAGACUCUACAAAAUUUAAAACUGAAAAUAUGUGA